UCCCCAUUUAUGUUACCAGGUCAUGUGAGGUUAUUACACAAGAGUUAGAGACAGAGAUCGUUUAAGGAACGGAGCUGAAUUAUUUACAUUACAAAACAAACUCCUGAUAUCCUCAACUACCAACAUGAUGGGGAUUCUGUCCCUUCUCCUCAUCUCCUGUCUUAUUGUGUCACCUGUCAACUCUGCGCCUGCAGAGGAUGAGAUUCUGUUAAUGCCAGGAUUGCAGAAGCAGCCAUCAUGGAAACAGUAUUCUGGAUAUCUUAAUGCCACGGGCGACAAAAAACUUCACUACUGGUUUUUAGAAUCCCAGAACAAUCCUAAGACUGACCCUGUUGUCCUGUGGAUGAAUGGUGGACCUGGUUGUAGUUCUGAUCUUGGCUUGCUCAGCGAACAUGGGCCAUUCAGGAUUAAUUCCGAUGGAGAAACUGUGGAUUACAACAUGUACAGCUGGAACACUGUAGCAAACAUGAUUUACCUGGAGGCUCCAGCAGGUGUAGGCUAUUCUUAUUCGCCCAGCAAAGAUUACCGGACUGAUGAUGACCAGGUAGCUGAGGAUAAUCACCUCGCUUUAAAACAGUUCUUUUCGAAAUUUCCGGAGUACAAGGCUAAUGAAUUCUUUGUCACUGGAGAGAGUUAUGGAGGAAUUUAUGUUCCCACACUAUCAGCCAGACUUGUGGAUGAUUCUAGUUUCAACUUUCAAGGCUUUGUUGUCGGCAAUGGACUUAGUGACGCGGAAAUGAAUACAGACUCGUUAAUAUACUUCGAAUACUAUCAUGGACUGAUAGGAGACAAAGUGUGGGCGGACAUGACAGAGUUCUGCUGCGGAGGAAAUAUCACUCGGUGCUCAUUUCUGGCUAAUGCUAAGAAAAGCCUAGGCUGUGAGCAGCUUGUCGAAGGUGUGUUGAAUAUUGUAUACAGCAGUGGCCUCAACGAAUACAACCUGUAUGCUCCCUGUGAGGGGCAAAAUGGUCUUUCGUGGGACGACUCCGGCAAAAAAGUUACAUGUACUCACAUCAACUGGCCAUUCACAUUCUUUUCACCAGUACAGAAACAAGCGAAGUUUCUACAAGAAAAUUAUGACAUUGAAAAUAAUGUGAGAAUGACCCCUCCAUGUCUGAACUAUGACAAUGUUGUGAAGUACAUGAAUUCUGCAGAGGUGAGGAAAGUCCUACACAUACCAGAGCAGGUCCAGAAAUGGGAUAUAUGUAGUUCUACAGUCAGUUUGUUGUAUAAGACUCUCUACAACUCUAUGAAGGAACAAUACCUCAAAGUCCUGUCACGCAAGAAACGAGUGAUGGUAUACAAUGGAGAUGUGGACAUGGCAUGUAACUUCCUAGGAGACGAGUGGUUUGUCAACAGUCUUGGACAGAAGGUUAUAACAGAGAGAAGUCUGUGGCACAUCAAGAAAGGUACUGAUCAACAGGUUGCAGGAUUUGUCAAACAGAUGGAAAAUAUUUCUCUUGUGACCAUAAAGGGAGCUGGACACAUGGUACCCACAGACAAACCAGGAGCAGCCUUACUCAUGUUCUCAAGUUACCUAAAAGACCAGCCAUUAAAGUAACAGAACAAGUCCACACUUCAUCCUGCUGUCAUAAUUGAGAUGAGUUUGACAUACAGAAGACUUGGCUUAGAUUUUUAUUCUCUUGGCCAGGAAUACAUGGUUCCAGAUAAUUAGAUCUUAGAAAAUAUGGCGGAGAUCCCAUUAUAAUCCUUCCAUCUGAAGUCACUUGGUGUUCGUUUCUUUGUUAAUCUUCUAAAACAUCUAUCCUGCAAUAAGUCCAGGGGACGGUACAUGACCUCUGACACAAAGUUGCGUGAUGGGCUGAUUGCAGGACAGUGUUAUCACAUUUCAGUGCUGUAAUAUGCAACGGUACUUUUUGGGCUGAAAAUGGUAAAAAAACAGCUUCUACUUGCAUAAUGUUCACACUCCAAAAUUCUGUCAAAAUCCAUCUCAGGGAACCAAAAAAUUGAUCUUGGAAUGUUCAGCUAACAUGUCAGACCAACGAUAUAAAGUCUGAAACUUGAAAGUAUUCUCUUCAAAACUUGUACUUAUCUCAAUUACCGACUUAGAAUAACCUAAUGUUUGUGCAUCUUCUAGCUUGUUUUGCUGUCAUUACCUAUCCACUUAUCCCUUAUUUAUUUUGAGUACACAUGCACUUGUCUUCACACUAGCCCUAAUCAGCAGUGUUCAGGGUUAUAAUCACAGGUACAAGUCAUUAUCUACCUAUUCAUGACCAAACCAAGUAAAUACGAUCUCCACAUGUCAACUUUUCUUUCAUGCUCAUCAAGUGCAUGCCAGAUGGCAAAUUGAGGCCCCAACUCUGUAUAUGUUAGCAACUGGUAUAGGGAACACAGAAUGGAAUCAAGAAUGGGCUUAGUGUUAAUUUUAUGACACACAAAAAUGUAAGAAAUAUUCCCUAAUAUGCUGUAUGUUCUAGAUGAAUACAGUAUUGCUGUAGUCAUAGAACCCCAUUUUUAACAAAUUGAACUGUAGCUCAUGCUGAAAUAGAUCUGUCCGUGAUGAGUGACUGGUCAGUCUUGGAUGAAGGACUGGUCAAUCUCAGCUGAGGGACUGGUCUGUUCAGGAUGAGUGACUGGUCAAUCUCAGCUGAGUGACAGGUCUGUUCAGGAUGAGUGACUGGUCUGUUCAGGAUGAGUGACUGGUCAAUCUCAGCUGAGGGACUGGUCUGUUCAGGAUGAGUGACUAGUCAAUCUCAGGAUGAGUGACAGGUCUGUUCAGGAUGAGUGACUGGUCAGUCUCAGGCGAGGGACUUCGUCUGUUCAGGAUGAGGGACUGGUCAGUCUCGGGUGAGGGACUGGUCAGUCUUGGAUGGAGGGCUGAUCCAUUAUGUGGGACCAGUCAGUUCAGGAUUAAGAGCAAAGUUCGAAACAUUGGUUCUGUUCCAUUUAAAUGGGAGGAUCAGAUGGGAGUUUCAAGUUCAUUCCAAGACUUUUAGGGAAGGUAUCCAGAUAGCCUGUUUAUUUUUACAAUCAACUGGACACCUUUAUCAGAGCAUUUAUUUUUUAUCUGUUGAGAAGUCUGCAUUCAUUUGAUGUGUAUGAUGUUGAAAUCAAUCUUUAAAAGUUUGUAUAUCAUAUUCGUGAUGUCUCCUAUGUGCUCUCUACUUAUAUUUUUUCUUGACUUUUUUUUUUCUGAUGCCAACCAGAAGUUACUAAUAUUUAUGUAACACUGGUCAUUAGAAUAAUGCUAACAGAAAAUCAAUAACUACAAAGUUCAACUUUUGGAUACAUGUUUAUCUUUUGCCAAUCAUGCGCUCUACAGAUGGUAUAACUGUCGCCAAAACAUGUACUUUAUCCAUGGUAUAUAUUUUCUCAUCUCUGUGCUCUACAGAUGGUACAUCCUUUGCCAAUUAAAUCCUCUACAGAUGGUACAUCCUUUGCCAAUUAAAUCCUCUACAGAUGGUACAUCCUUUGCCAAUUAAAUCCUCUACAGAUGGUACAUCAUUUGCCAAUUAAAUCCUCUACAGAUGGUACAUCCUUUGCCAAUUAAAUCCUCUACAGAUGGUACAUCUUUUGCCAAUUAAAUCCUCUACAGAUGGUACAUCUUUUGCCAAUUAAAUCCUCUACAGAUGGUACAUCUUUUGCCAAUUAAAUCCUCUACAGAUGGUACAUCUUUUGCCAAUUAAAUCCUCUAUGUUAUGUCUGUUGCCUAUUUUACCCUUUACAAAUGUUGCUAUAUUAAAGAGUUGAACUGUAGAGCAUCAAAAUCAGAGAUAAUUACUUAUCAAGGGAUGUAACUUUAAAAAUUCCAUUAUCUACAUGAACAUUUCUUACUGAUACAUGUGAACUUGAUUAAAGGAGUGACACGUUAGAAUUUCCUUAUGAAGAAUAUUUUGGAUUUUUGACACUUUUACAAGAUAUAUAACAUUCCUCCAUUUUCAUUCUGUCUUAAAGUAUACAUGUUUUUAUUUAGAUAUGUAAUGUUUGCUAUCUGUAUAUGUUUAGUGUAUAAGAUCUCCUUGUUAGCUGGAUGUUGUGUGUACCAUAGACAUGGAAAUAUUCACUCAGGGUUAAACUUCCAUGUUCACCCAGUGUUAAAUUCACCCCAAAAUACAUUAAUGUAUGGGUUAGGUUUAUGACACCAAGUAUUAGCUCAUUUUAUAGCCUAUUUUUACCCUAUUUGUGAAGCUUCUCAAUAAACAGUGUAUGUAUCUCUGUGUGAAUCAUGGCAUAUCUCUUGUUGAUGUGAGUAUGAGAGCCAGUUAAGAGUGGUAAAGUCAUUUGAUUUAGUUAAAGUCUUACAAACUCUGUUAUAAAACUAUGUUUACAUUUGAUACAAACUUUGUUUUGUUUUAAAACUGUGCUUACAGUUAAUAUAUACUCUGUUUAGUUAUAACACAUCUCACCACUCCUAAGUCAAGAGUUUUUUCUUUACAAUAUCAAGUGUUUGCUGUGUAUUACAACUGUUGUUACCAUUUUGGUUUUUUUUUGUAUUUUUAGAUUACGGGUAUACUUAAACAAGUAGCCAGGUGAAAAACCAACAAGUUAUGAGAAAAGUUGACAUAUAACACGAGGAAUGUAUUUAUCUCCAAAACAUAAUCAUGCUCAUGGUUCAAAUGUAAGAAAGAAAGAUUUUUGUUUAAUUUGAAAUCUGAAGUAAAAAAAGUUUGGAUUUGGUACUAUACACAGAAACCAUUUUACUGCACUGUAUGUCCAUUCAAACAACCUUGGAAGUAUCAGUGUUAUGCAAAUUAGAAAAAAUAUAAGACUUCUUUAUCUUGAUAGCUGUUUCGAAAUAUGAAGGUGAUAACCAUUAACUAUCAUAUCAAGUUUGUAAUUCUGAUAGAAAUAACUCCUUCAUAUGCAUAAGAAUAUUGUGUUAUAUAAACUUAUUUGGUAUUGUUAAAUGAGUUGCUCUAAGAAUAGAUAUUGCUUGCUUUAAGAUAAAAUAAAUCAUUUUCAUGAAUAUAUAAA
Ylistrum balloti is the source of this 4935-nucleotide messenger RNA. Its product is annotated as lysosomal protective protein-like. The record is from RefSeq and is a predicted model, not a curated record. The transcript has 13 exons. NCBI's taxonomy places the organism in Eukaryota, Metazoa, Mollusca, Bivalvia, Pectinida, Pectinidae. Gene Ontology annotation, molecular function: serine-type carboxypeptidase activity. Gene Ontology annotation, biological process: proteolysis. The coding region runs from base 125 to 1561 and encodes 478 amino acids.